AUGUCACGGCGAGCGGCACAGGACGGCGUCCCCGCUGCUGCUGUCAUACCUCCUGUAGCAAACAGUGAUGAUACCUGUAGCAGAGACAUCAGUUUUGGCCUCGGUUUGCUUUCAGGCUGUUGGACUCACCUGCACGAGUGUCAAGCCGACCGCUGUAUCCUGGUAACAGAGAAGCCGUCCUCCACGCAGAAAGGCAGCUAUCGCUUCUGCUGCUGCAGCCACGACCUCUGCAAUGCCAACUACACAGAGGCCCCGCCCACCGCCGACACACCCGCUCUGAAACCAAUGAGGACUGAUGGCCGGGCGGAACAGACAGAUCACCGGCUGAAGCCAGAGGUGACGGUGCUCAUCGCCUUGGUAACCAUUGCCAUAGCAGCCAUCCUCAUUGUGGCGCUGUUCCUGGGAUACCGCAUAAUAAAACGGAAGCAGAAACACAGUCUGUCUGUUGUGGAUGUGAUGGAGGCGGCGAACGCAGAGUCCUCCAUCGACCUCGACAACCUGAAACUGCUGGAGGGCUGCCUGUCUCACUACCUGUCUCUCCACACUGUGGACUGGCUGACCUGCUGCAGGAUGACUCACGGCGUGACCAGAGGCCUCGCCUUCCUGCACACUGAGCUGCACCGAGGAGACCAGCACAAACCGGCCGUCGCCCACAGAGACCUGACCAGCAGGAACGUCCUGGUCCGAGCCGAUCUGUCCUGCGUCCUCGCCGACUUCGGCCUGUCCAUGAGACUGACGGGACCCCGGCCCUGUCGCCCCGGAGACGACGACACCAUGGCCAUAUCUGAGGUGGGGACAGUGCGCUACAUGUCUCCGGAGGUUCUGGGCGGAGCUCUAAACCUCAGAGACUGCGAGUCGGCGCUGAAGCAGGUGGACGUCUACGCUCUGGGUCUGCUGUACUGGGAGAGCUUCAGGAGGUGCUCCGACCUGUUCGCAGGGGAAGCGGUGCCAGAGUACCAGCUGGCGUUCCAGGCCGAGCUCGGGAAUCAUCCGAGCUUCGAGGACAUGCAGAGCCUGGUGGCCAGAGAGAAAUACAGACCCAGAUUCCCCGAGGCCUGGAAGGAGAACAGCCUGUUACUGCGCUCGCUGAAGGACACGAUGGAGGACUGCUGGGAUCAGGACGCUGAGGCUCGGCUCACCGCUCAGUGUGCAGAGGAGAGGCUCUAUGAACUCACACUGCUGAGUACACACACUGCAGUACACAACCACAGGAAUCUGUCUCAUGGCCGGUGGCCUCCUCACGGUGGCUCUGCCUCCCCCUUCAUUGAGGAUCUUCAUGUGGGCGUGGUCAGAAAUCUCCAGGGAGAUGACCACCAGGCAUCAUUCAUCAAGACGACUGUGAAUGGAGCAGAAGGUGGCGAGAAGAACAGGAACUCCAUCAACUACGAACGGCAGCAGGCGCAGGCUCGGCUGUCCACAGACAGCAGCGUGUCCACCACCACCAUCCUGACCCCGCCCACCUUACUCUGCACCAUCUCUGAAACUCAGCACACAGGUGGCGCCGUGCCCAGUGUCCCAGUCUGCCUGCAUCUCACAGAAGAAGACCUGGAGGCCACAAAGCUCGACCCCAGAGAGGUCGAUAAGAACCUGAGGGAGAGUUCUGAUGAAAACCUGAUGGAGCACUCACAGAAGCAGUUUGGCUCCGAAUCACAACCCACCGACGUGCUGCACCAUCAGGUGAACAGCUCGCCAUCCACCUCUCGUAGUGGUCUGCGGGCUGUUAGAGGUGUAGAUAGCCCUCCUUCCUCCAUCCACCCACUCCCCAAACAGCAGAAUCUGCCUCAGAGGCCCACCAGUCUCCAUCUGCUGCCCAAAGUCAAGGAGAGCGGCUUCACCUCGUCACGGCUGAAGCUGGGGAAGUUCAAGUCCAACCACCGACAGGUGGAAACAGGUGUUGCCAAGAUGAACACAGUGAUGGUUACUAUGGCUGCAGAACCACACCUGGUAACCACGGUUACUAACAGCACAAACGUGAGAAGCAGUGCUGCAGCUGGAAGAGAGGUCCAGCCUAUCACAGCGGCCGGCAGCAGUCACAGCGCAGGCGUCCCCACCCUGGUGACGAACGGUGUGAUAGGCGGAGGUCGAACCAAUCCGGCGGGGCCGCAGACGGAGGACGAGGAGGGGACCAUGGAUGGAGGGGUGAGAGGAGGAGAAGACAGCCGUUUGAAUCUCCUCAACUUCAGUCCUGAUGAACAUGAACCUCUGCUGAGCAGAGAGCAGCUUCCUGCUGAGAGCGAAGCCCCUCCUCCUGCUCAUCAUCGUCACAGCCGCGCUGGAAGCAUCUUAUCGGGCCGAGGCUCGAACUCCAACAACAACAACAACCGGCUAGCCCUGGCUUCAUCAGCUGACCCUCCCACAACUUCUGAUCUGGAGCAUAAGGUUCAACUUUCUGCUCCUUCUGGUCUCCUUUCAUCCAGCAAAGCCCUCUCACUGCAGGCCCCUCCCACCACCCACAGUCAAAGCGAAGGUGUGGAUACAGGUCUGUGUUUCCAGGAAGACUCUGAAACCACGUCGACCCCCAUAUGUGCCCAAAACUCAAAAGGUCACCCAGUGCGUUGUGUUACCGCUGCUUUGCCCCGAGGCUGCAAAGAUUCUGACUCAACAAAAGCUUCAGUAACCCAGGCCUCCCCAGCACCCGACGCCCCAACAGACGCAUUAAUCCUCCUUCAGAAACCUUCAUCACCAGAAACUCCAGGAGCUUCGUCUCCAGAGGAGCAAACCCUCGAAGCUUUGGGAUCUGAAGAUUCAGACACCACAGCUCCUGCAGAAGCUUCAGGUCCACAACUUGCAGGUCUCCAAAGUUCAGCUGUAGAGCCACAAACAGCAGGUCUGAUGCGAUCCCAGGUGGGACAGGCCAAAGCCAGGAGACCUGAGCGGCCCUGUUCCCUGGACCUGUCCUCUCCCUGCACCUCCUCAGAUGAUGCUUUGGUGGUGGAUAACGGCAGUCUGAGCGCCUCAGGGGAGAAAAUCAAGCGUCGGGUCAAGACUCCAUACACCCUGAAAAAAUGGCGCCCGGCCUCCUGGGUGGUUUCCACAGAUACGGCUCUUGACCCGGACUUCGAGUUUGAUGGCAGUAGCAGCCAGAACCAGUUCUCAUCCGGUGUUUGUAGAGCAGGAAGUGUCGGCAUCCCUAAAUUAAACCAGUCCAAAUCCAGCAUUGCCGUCUUUUUGGUUGGAGGCGGCGCCACGGCGACCACCACCUCUGAGCCCGACGGGAUGACCUGCUUCUAAAGUGGUCCGAAGUUUGCUUUUCUUUAAGAUCUCAUUAAUUUUCUUGCUCUUUGUCUUCCUCUUCUUUUGUUGUGGAUAAACGAGCCGGUAGCUGAUACCUGUGUGGCCCCCGCAGCUCCAAACCAGAACCAAACCCCGCAGAGCCGACUCGGAGCUGGAUGCAAAAUCCGUCCCUCAGCAGGAACUUUUCAUCAAAUGACAGAAUUUAAAUUUCUAGUAUGUGUUUGUUCAUGGAUAGGACCUGUCCUGUGAUCAGCUGACCUCUGACAUGUUACCUAGAUCAGGUUACCUGUGAUGACCAAACAGUGGUGGUGUUGGUGAUGAGGCCAAAUGAUUCUUCUGUGGCUGGUGGGUGUAGUCAGCUGUUUGUAGGGGGUGGGCUUGAUCUACAGGAAUCUCUGUUGGAUAUUGAAGGAAUUUCGGAAUACUUUCAGGCUUCGAAGGAGUAGUUGUCGCUGCGAGCCUAGAGAUCUCAUUUGGUGUCCAAAUGAAAGAAGCUUCCAGCUCCACAGACUCACCCCCGGCUCAAGAAUCUGAGUGUACCUACAGUCUGUCGCCUCUUUAUCUCUGCAGGUGUGUCACUGACCCUGUCGUAGGACUGAAGUGUCUCCAGCUGUGACUGCCAGUGUGGGUGGAGGUCUUUCCUCAUGUUUCCUGUUGUGAGUAGGAUGUGGCCGGCUGCUGAAGGGCAUGGCCGAGAGCUCGUCGUAGGUCUGAGUGAGACAUUCCCUUUGAGUUCUUUAGGCUUGUUUUCCUGCUGCGUCCUGUCCCACAGAGCGAUCUGAAUGCACUCAGCAUCAUCUUCUUUCACUUAUAAGCGUUUGUGCUGCUGCAGGACGUUGAACAGGACUAGCAGUAACUGUUUGGGUCUGACGUGGCUCAGGGGUCGUCCCCUCUGAGAGCUCGAUGCUGGCUGAGGCCUGAACCCAGUACAGACUUAAGAACUUCCCUGUUUUGGUAGAAAGGUUCAUGCUGGGCUGGUAGUGCAGGUAGUCUGAAUGACCAGAGGUGAUGUUUUCAAAACAGCUUCAUAUCUUUAUGCACUUUAACAAUGAAAUUUAUUUAGGGACAGACCUUAUAAAGGAUACCUGGUGCAAUUUUAGCAGUAACAUUGACGUAUGUAGGACGUCGUGUCAGUGUUGGUGUGUCUUUGUGCAGUAGCGCUGUGAUCUGAAGAGGCGUUUCUGCUUGAAACAGUCAACCUAGCUAUGCAGCUGCUCACGAUGCCUCCUGUUGACGGACUGUUUGGUUCAAUGUGCAACAGAUCGACAACCUUACUGUUGGACAUCCUUUAUUCUUUUUUAUCCGCACUUUGUUUUACCGAGCAGUCUCGACUGCCUUCAGAGGUCUGCUGCAGUCAGCGCUGGAGAAAAGACGAGCCAGCGUCCCGUGGACUUUAUUAAACCACGUGACCUGCGAACGUGACCUGCGAAACCUCGGCCAUGUACGACCUUCUCAGGUAACAACACUGACGUCAGCAGGAACACCUGUUUGCUUUGUAAAAUGAUGAGCAGGAGAUGAAACGAGGAGAAGAAGAGGACAGAAAUGCUGUCUGACAGCAGCCAUCAGACUGUACAGCUCAGACUUUGUUCCUGCUCAUCGCAACACGUUAGGUCACGUCUCAUUUCCUGUUCCACCUCCAAGUAAACGCUUCCAUCCUUUCAGUUUCAGACCAAAGGUGUAGCUGCUUCGAGCUGGGUGGAGGUCCGUGUGUAGGCUGUUUACACGUCACUCUUUCAUUUUGACCGUUCCAGGAAAACCAAAUGUGCUCACACGUUUUACACACUAAAACAUCUCUGUGCUUCUCAAAGAACAUAUAUGCUAACAAACACUACUGCUACAUCGUUACAGCAAGUAAAUAAGCUCCGCCCAUCAAAGACGUGGGUUUGUCACACCUAU
Messenger RNA from Neolamprologus brichardi, 5130 nucleotides. Lineage: Eukaryota; Metazoa; Chordata; Actinopteri; Cichliformes; Cichlidae. The record is from RefSeq and is a predicted model, not a curated record.